Molecule: messenger RNA, 620 nt
Organism: Aspergillus brunneoviolaceus CBS 621.78
Lineage: Eukaryota; Fungi; Ascomycota; Eurotiomycetes; Eurotiales; Aspergillaceae
Exons: 2
Coding region: 87-524 (145 amino acids)
Source: RefSeq, a predicted model, not a curated record
CUUCUACAACUCCCUGGUAUAUAAGGCUGACUUGUGUGCGUGAAGUUCAGAUCUGCUCUCAGAAAUAGCGUCAGUCAAGUAUCUCAAUGAUCUCCGAGAUCUCAUCGCAGGUUGGAAGCUAUGGACCUCCUCAAUUACGCCAAUUCGCUGCCUGUUCGUUCUGUCCAUGUGAUUCUAGUACCCUCGCCUUGCUUAGCAAGAUAGAAAAUGCUCUUCAAUGGUCCCUGUUAUCCCGCCGUUCGACGAGGUUCCGCCGAGCUUCCGGUGGAUAUUACCAACGGCUCUUGUUGUUUCUGCUUUUACAUGCGAUUCUUCUGUCUUGCGCCCUCCUGCUUCCUGAUCGGGGAGGCUACUGGCUUCUCUCCCCGUACUUAGGAGGGACGGCUUGUGGCCCCCGCCUAUCAUAUCAAAAAUGCCACAAUCCAGGUUAUUCUUUCGAACAUCCAGGAAAAAGGAUGCGUCUGGAGUAUCCAGAAUCUGAGCAAGGUCUGGGUGAUCAAAGAGGAGAGCCAAAAGCAUGCUGACUGUGUCUCGUCGUAAAGAGCCCAAGAGGCCUUUCGAGCUGUUGCCUUUGAUAUGUUUCGGUCUCAGUGCAGUUCUCAGGUCUAUUUGUCCAACCG